GUUGCGUUUAUAUUUUUGUUCAGUAGUUUUCCUGCAGGAUUCUGUUAUUUUUUAUCACUUAAUGGAUUUAGUAAGGCAUCGAGCUUUGAUCUGUAUUUCAUUUGAAAAAGACAGCUACAUAUCCCUAUAUUAUAGCGUUUAUUUUUAUGAAUUGUAAUGUAAUAAUAUUUUAUGAAAUGUCACAUCUUGACGUUAGGCCUUGUUCAGAUGCUUUGCACUCACUUUAUCAGUCCCUAUGUAAAAAGCAUUGACAGUAGGCCUACUGGUCCAAUACAUAACAUACCUGCAAUGAAAAUGUAACCAAAUAAAGCGCUUAAGAGAUAAACCGUCAAGUGUGAAAGCAUAUAGAGAUUCUCUGCCUUAUUUGGUCAUGGAGCAUGUGUAGAGGGAGGAGCCGCUCCAUAAUCGUCAUCAUCGUGCACCCACAGGAAGAACUUCAUAAAGUACUGUCACAAACUAGCGCCUGUAAAAGCAGAGAAAUCAAUGAAAUAAAGAAACAAAUCUGCAGUGAGAAGAGUCUCGUUUACUGUCGGAGCUUAUCGGCCAGAGAAGGAAGUCAUGAGUGUAAACGGGAAGGAAAAGGACCCUGGUGCCCUAAAGGGAGAGGGGAAUACCCUGUUCAAUGCAGGGGACAUGCAGGGGGCUCUGUUCUUCUACACCAAGGCUCUCAAAUUGAGUGGCAGCCAGGCGGAGAGUGCUGUCCUGCACCGCAACCGCUCCGCCUGCUACCUCAAGCUAGAGGACUACACCAAGGCUGAGGCUGAUGCCUCCAAAGCUCUUGAUGCUGACCCUGGUGAUGUGAAAGCCAGGUUCCGGCGGGCACAGGCCCUGCAGAAGCUGGGUCGUCUGAACGAAGCGUUUCUGGACGCUCAGAGGUGUGCACAGAUGGAGCCCACAAACAACACCUUCAAGGAGAUGCUCAGACUGCUGGGAGCACAGAGCCAGAAAAAGUCAGUUCAGAUGUCCUCCACAGAUGCUCGCGUUCAGCAGAUGUUCUCUCUUCUCCUGGACCCCUCAGCACAACCCUCGGACAGACAGAAGGCUGCUCAGAACCUGGUGGUGCUGUCUCGUGAGGAGGCGGGAGCCGAGCAGAUCUUUCGUAACGACGGGGUGAAGCUGAUCCAAAGUCUGCUGGGCUCCAAGCAGGAGGAGGUGGUCCUGUCUGCUCUCAGGACCCUGGUUGGCCUGUGUACUGGCCAUCAGUCCAGAACCAUGGCCAUAGUGAACGAGCUGGGCAUGGAGCAGCUGUGUGGGGUGAUGGGCUCUGGGGCGUCUGCUGUGUCCCUGGCUGCCUGUCACCUGCUGCAGGUGAUGUUCGAGGCCCUGACAGAGGGCAUGAAGAGGGAGAUCAGAGGGAAGGACGAGGCCAUACUGCCUGAGCCGUCUCGUGAGCUGCGCUCCAUGCUGCGCCACCUGGUGGAGAUGAUGCCAGCGAGCAGUGUGUCCGGGCCGGGCCGAGACAGCGCCAUCAACCUCCUGGUCAAACAGGUGCCCCGCAAGUCCCAGAGGAACCCAGACAACUCCCUCACACUGUGGGUCAUAGACCAGGGGCUAAAGAAGAUCCUAGAGGUAGCAGGAACGGUCCCUGAGAUGUCUGAGGGACCUCCUCUCACAGACAACUCCCACAUGAGCUGCUCUGUGCUCCUCAGCAAACUCUAUGAUGACCUGAAGAGUGAUGCCGAGAGGGAGAACUUCAAUAAACUCUGCGAGGAAUAUGUCCAGCAUCACUUUGGCCGCCCCGGCCUGGAGAGUAAGCUGCGCGCCAUUCAGACGGUGUCUGUGCUUCUGCAAGGACCCAGCGACGUGGGCAACAGGACCCUGGAGAUGUCGGGUAUGAUGGAUGCGGUCAUCUCUCUGUGUGCCUCGGAGGUCGUGUGUCACCAGCAGGUGGCGGUGGAGGCUCUGAUCCACGCUGCAGGCAAGGCCAAGAGGGCCUCGUUCAUCACAGCCAAUGGCGUGGCACUGCUCAAGGACCUCUACAAGAAGAGUGAGAACGACCAGAUACGGGUUCGAGCGCUAGUGGGUUUGUGUAAGCUGGGCUCAGCUGGGGGGACAGAUUUCAGCAUGAAGCAGUUUGCUGAGGGGUCCACACUGAAACUGGCCAAACAGUGCAGGAAGUGGCUGUGUAACGAGUCUCUCCCCCCAACGUCUCGGCGGUGGGCCAUUGAGGGCCUGGCCUACCUCACCUUCGACGCUGACGUAAAGGAGGACCUAGUUGAGGACAGGAAUGCCCUGCAGGCAAUGUUUCAGCUAGCUAAGUCAGAGGAUAAGACAGUACUGUUUGCAGUGGGCUCUACUCUGGUGAACUGUACUAACAGCUAUGAUGUGGACAAGCCUGACCCUCAGAUGGUGGAGCUUGCCAAGUAUGCUAAACAGCACGUACCAGAGGAACACCCCAAGGACGCUCACUCGUUUGUGGAGAAGAGGUUGAUGAAGCUGCUGGAGGCAGGUGUGGUGUCUGCUCUGGUGUGCAUGGGGAAACAGGAGAGUCCCGCCCUUACUGAGACUUGCAGGGAGUGCAUCGCCAGGGUGUUCUUGGCUCUGGUGGAGAGGCAGGAGGACAGGGGCACAGUGGUGGCACAGGGUGGAGGAAAGGCCCUGCUCCCUCUGGUUUCUGAGAGUACUGAUGUCGGGAAGACCAAGGCAGCACAGGCCCUGGCCAAGAUCACCAUCACAUCCAACCCAGAGAUAGCCUUCCCUGGGGAGAGAAUCUAUGAGGUGGUGCGUCCCCUGGUCAGUCUGCUCACCCUGGACUGCUCCCUGCUGCAGAACUUUGAGUCUCUCAUGGCCCUCACCAACCUGGCUGGUAUCAGCGAGCGGCUCAGACAGAAGAUCAUUAAGGAGAAAGCUGUACCCAAGGUAGAGGGUUACAUGUUUGAGGAGCACGAGCUGGUCCGCUCUGCAGCCACAGAGUGCAUGUGUAACCUGGUCCUGAGCACUGAGGUGCAGCAGCUCUACGUGGCCACGGGGAAUGACCGUCUGAAGCUGCUGGUGCUCUACAGUGGAGAGGAAGAUGAGAGGCUGAGGAAAGCUGCAGCUGGAACCCUGGCCAUGCUGACCGCAGAGCAGCCUGAGCUGUGUGCACGCAUCCCUGGAACGACCAGUCACUGGCUAGAGAUCCUUCAGGCCCUGUUGCUUAGUGACAGCUUGGAGCUGCGUCACCGUGGAGUGGUGGUCAUGCUGAAUCUGAUGCAGGCGGAGAAGAGCCUGGCCGAGACGCUGAUGGAGAGCGAGGCGCUGGAGAUCCUCUCCGUCCUGGCUAAAUCCACAGAGCAGAGCCCCAUCUCCAGAGCAGCACAGCACUGCCUGGAUAAAGCCAUUGAGUAUGGCAUCAUCAAGAAGCCAGAGGAAGGGGGAGAAGGAAAUGAGCCCUGAGGACAGUAUGGAAGUGUGUGUGUGAUGCUACAGGAGAAAAGACUUAUAAGAUGAUUGCUCCACUGCUGUUCUGUGUGAGGUGUGUUUUGUAGAAUAGGAGGCAAGCAGUUUUGGUGUUUGAGGGCAGUAGGCUGUGCUGGUUUCAGUUUGAUAGCUGAUAUGCUUUACAAACAUUAAGUGAUGUGCAACAACCUGAGAGCUGGAGUUGGUGAAUGUUCAUAAUGGAUCUUGAAGAAAGGAAAAACACGCACUCAAAUAUUAUUUGUUUUAAUGAAAAGAAUUAGCAGCCUUUUCCAUCAAGUAUAUGCCUUUUGAAACUGCCACCCAAUGACCUUUUGUCUCUACAAACAUUUGAGCACAACAAUUUUUCUUUCAAUCAUAACAGAUCUCCCAGACCUGGGCUAAAGAGGACACAUUAUACAUGCUUCAACUGCCAUGCCACCUUACACUCAUGGAUUAUUCUGUUUGACGCUAGAGGCACAAUGCAUAGCCAACAAGAGUAUAACAACUGAAACAACCAAAUAUAGUACUUCAUGCAUUCAUCACAAGUCAUUCCUUUAUCUUGCUGUAGUUUUCUAUUGACUUUUGUAUUCCAAUACAUGUAUUUCCUUUUUAAUGUUUACAACACAAUAUUUAUGUUAUGAUUUACUUGCACCUUAUAUGGAUCAUUGGUUUUAUUUGCCUUUUCUUUUUCCACUACAUUUCCAACGUCUUGGUAGUUUUUAUAAACAACCAGCACGACCAAGUUAGUAGGCUGGCUGACAAAAACUGUUGCUAUGUAAAGUCAGUGAUUCUUCAUUAACUAAUCCAUUGUAUGAAUUGUUUUCAUCACUAAAGACUGCAUCUAGA
Messenger RNA from Salvelinus namaycush (lake trout), 4224 nucleotides. Its product is annotated as protein unc-45 homolog A-like. The transcript is spliced from 17 exons. The record is from RefSeq and is a predicted model, not a curated record. Gene Ontology annotation, molecular function: Hsp90 protein binding. Lineage: Eukaryota; Metazoa; Chordata; Actinopteri; Salmoniformes; Salmonidae. Bases 559 to 3375 code for a protein of 938 amino acids.